This is a messenger RNA of Drosophila gunungcola (fruit fly), 1084 nucleotides long. RefSeq names its product peptidoglycan-recognition protein LF-like. Bases 160 to 666 code for a protein of 168 amino acids. Gene Ontology annotation, biological process: peptidoglycan catabolic process. Lineage: Eukaryota; Metazoa; Arthropoda; Insecta; Diptera; Drosophilidae. Gene Ontology annotation, molecular function: N-acetylmuramoyl-L-alanine amidase activity; zinc ion binding. The transcript has 3 exons. The record is from RefSeq and is a predicted model, not a curated record.
CAAUAAUGGCAGAUCUUGAGUUGAACGGCCUUGAAGAAAAUCGGGAAAAGGGAGUGAAAAUCAAGCGGCUUUACCUGGUAAUUUUCCUGUUUCUUUUCAUAACCAUUCCAGUUGGCUACUACUUUUGAAUAGAAUAGAAGUCACAGAAACGAUCUUUAUAUGAUCGAUCGUGAAGAGUGGGGAGCUAAGGAACCCAUAUCCAGGGACUAUUUAAAUCUGCCAGCUCAAAACGUGGUUAUUCAUCACACAGCAACUGAGCAGUGCCAAUCGAAGGAUGAUUGCAUACACCGCGUGCAUACUCUGCAAGACUUCCACAUAAGGAUCAGGGAUUGGCAUGAUAUUGGCCUAAAUUUCCUUGUGGGCGGCGAUGGAGAGAUUUAUGAGGGGCGUGGCUGGGAUGUACGAGGUCAGCCAUUGAGGGGUUUCGAAUCCGUAUCCAUUAGCAUUGCAUUUAUUGGAACUUUUACAAAUGUGGAGCCACCAGAGCAACAAGUGGAGGCUUUGAAACGACUCAUGCACGACGGAGUUCGGCGAAAGAAGUUGCAGCCAAAUUACAUGAUCUACGCUCAGCGUCAAUUUGAGCCCACUGAAAGUCCUGGCCAGAAACUUUACGAGCUUAUGAAGCAGUGGCCCCGCUGGUCAACCAUUAUGAAGCACAUUCAUUAAAUGCCUAACUAACUUUAAUAUAAUUGUUACUAAAUUUUUAGAAAAAAUUAAGAGAAACGCAUUUUUGGUGUAUUAAAAAAAAUACAUUCUUUUGGAAAAAUUACUUUGCCUCCUGACAGGCAAAUACAGUAACAUUUAACAAUUAAAGACACUAAAAAUAAGAUUAAUUGCAUAAUAUUUUCAGACUUAAAGAUUUUCGCUGCCGGAUUACAUGUCAAUACUGACCUUCAGAGGAAUAUCAUUUUUUUUCAAAUAAAAUUGACAUAAACAUCAUAAAGAAAGAAUAUAUAUCAGCUGCCAUUAAACAAUUUUCACUUUUAUUUAAGAAUUUAAGCCUGCUUCGAAAGGCGUUCAGGUCUCCUUCUUAAGAUAAAGUUACUUAACAUGUUUUCAUUAUUUCAGCAACCAAAAUCAAAUA